AUGAAAAAUGAACAGAUAACUGCAGCCAUAGCAAAAAUAACGAGUACGCAGACGAAAAUACGCAAAAAGGAUAUUCUGAAAAUCACAUCCAUCAGGGAUAAUCCGAUAACAAAACACCUUCUCAAGAAAUUCACCAUAAACGGUACAUUUGAGUUCGAAAAACUUCUCGACGCCUUGAGGGAAUUUGCGCUCAAUGACCAGCUGUCACCUAAGAUAAAGCUGCUGUUCGAUCUGUAUGACUGUGACAAUGAUGGCGUUAUUUCGCGAUGUGAUCUUUUCAACGUGAUAAAGAUGUUCAGUGAUGAGAGCUUGUGCGAUUCUAAUAUACAAAAUGUUGUCGAUAGAUGCUUUUUAGACUUGGAAUGCAAUGAAAUCACCUUCAAAAAUUUUAAGACAUUUAUCGAAAACAGCAACCCGAACUUGAAAGUGUUCAUGAGAUGUUCAAAAUCGUAG
Molecule: messenger RNA, 453 nt
Organism: Vavraia culicis subsp. floridensis
Lineage: Eukaryota; Fungi; Microsporidia; Pleistophoridae
Exons: 1
Coding region: 1-453 (150 amino acids)
Molecular function (GO): calcium ion binding; calcium-dependent protein serine/threonine phosphatase regulator activity
Source: RefSeq, a predicted model, not a curated record